This is a messenger RNA of Glycine soja, 1429 nucleotides long. RefSeq names its product perakine reductase-like. The transcript has 8 exons. The record is from RefSeq and is a predicted model, not a curated record. Bases 323 to 1219 code for a protein of 298 amino acids. Gene Ontology annotation, cellular component: cytoplasm. Lineage: Eukaryota; Viridiplantae; Streptophyta; Magnoliopsida; Fabales; Fabaceae.
UCCCUUCUCAUUGAGAAAAACAUCAAAGCUCAACAGCUAGCGUUGAAAAUGGAGAAGUUGCAGCUGCAUGUCCCGAGAGUUAAGCUUGGAAGUCAAGGCUUAGAGUUGACAACUUUGUUUGAAUGAAGAGUCACUGUCUGUUACCAUGAUCAUCCCAGCUAUGAGAAUAAAAUCUUGCACUUACAAUUGGUUCUAAAUUUCUGAUAUUGUGGUUGGUAAAUAGAUAUCAAGGUUGGGCUUUGGAUGUGUAGGACUAUCUGGACUUUAUAAUGCUCCCCUCUCGCACGAAGCUGGAUGUUCAAUUAUUAAGGAAGCAUUCAAUAUGGGUGUUACCUUCUUUGAUACAUCAGAUUUUUAUGGACUUAAUCAUGAUAAUGAAAUUAUGAUUGGAAAGGCUUUAAAAGAACUUCCUCGGGAAAAAGUCCAGUUGGCUACAAAAUUUGGUCUUGUUAGAUCUGAUGGGGUGUUUGCUGGGGUAAAAGGUACUCCUGAAUAUGUGCGGCAGUGCUGUGAAGCUAGUCUUAAGCGCCUUGAUGUUGAGUACAUUGACCUAUACUAUCAACAUCGAGUUGACACUUCAGUGCCAAUUGAAGACACCAUGGGGGAGCUCAAAAAGCUGGUAAACGAAGGAAAGAUAAAGUAUAUUGGCUUGUCUCAAGCUAGUCCUGACACUAUAAAGAGAGCACAUGCUGUUCAUCCUAUUUCUGCUUUGCAAAUGGAAUAUUCCUUAUGGACCCGUGACAUUGAAGAAGAGAUUAUUCCACUAUGCAGAACAUGUUGUACUUGCAGGGAACUUGGGAUUGGAAUAGUGGCAUAUAGCCCUCUUGGUCAUGGCUUUUUCGCAGGGAAGGCAGCGGUAGAGACUUUGCCUAGUCAGAGCGCACUGGCUGAAGAUGCCAGGUUCAGUGGAGAAAAUUUGGAAAAGAACAAGCUUUUCUAUAAUCGAAUUGCUGAUUUGGCUUCUAAACAUUCAUGCACUCCUUCUCAGUUAGCCUUAGCAUGGUUUCUCCAUCAGGGAAAUGACAUAGUCCCUAUCCCUGGGACUACUAAAAUCAAGAACCUUGAAAACAACGUUGGAUCUGUGGCUGUGAAACUUACAAAUGCAGAGUUGAGUGAAAUUUCUGAUGCAGUUCCUGUUUAUGAAGUUGCUGGGGAAGCACCAGGCCUUGGUUCUUUAUCGCAAUAUACUUGGAAGUUUGCUACCACCCCAUCAAAGUAAUUGUGUUAGAGAAGAUAAACACGACUUUUUCUUCCCUCACAAUCCAUUCACGAAAAUGAGUGAGUAGAUUUUUCAGUGUAUUGUUGAUAAUUGGUGAAAGGAAUCGUGCUACUCUGUUGUGAAUAAGAAUUGUGUUUGUAUUAAACCAUUAUGCUUAUCUCUAUAAUGUAUCAUCUGGGAACCUCUCCAAGAUAAUGAUGGUAAAGUUAA